Messenger RNA from Colletotrichum chrysophilum, 504 nucleotides. RefSeq lists its product as uncharacterized. Bases 1 to 504 code for a protein of 167 amino acids. The record is from RefSeq and is a predicted model, not a curated record. Gene Ontology annotation, cellular component: mitochondrion; cytoplasm; peroxisome. Lineage: Eukaryota; Fungi; Ascomycota; Sordariomycetes; Glomerellales; Glomerellaceae. The transcript has 2 exons. Gene Ontology annotation, biological process: cell redox homeostasis; hydrogen peroxide catabolic process; cellular response to oxidative stress. Gene Ontology annotation, molecular function: thioredoxin peroxidase activity.
AUGGUCAAAGUCGGCGACUCCCUGCCUUCCGGCACCAAAUUCACCUACGUGCCUUACGACCCCCAAACCGAAUCUCUCACAGCGUGUGGCCUCCCGAUAUCCUACGACGCCUCCGCCGAAUGGGCCAACAAGAAGGUCGUCCUCUUCGCCGUCCCCGGUGCCUUUACCCCGGGCUGCUCCGCCCGCCACCUCCCCGGCUACAUUGAGAAGCGCAAGGACCUCGUCGCCAAGGGUGUCGACAUCGUCGCCUGCAUCGCAUACAACGAUGCCUUCGUGAUGAGCGCCUGGAGCAAGGCCAACAACGUCAAGAACAGCCCCGAGGAGAUCCUCUUCCUUAGCGACGGCGAGCUCGCGUUCAGCAAGCAGAUCGGAUGGACGAUGGGUGAGCGGUGUGCACGGUACGCGCUCGUGAUUGACAACGGAAAGAUUGUGUACGCGGAGAAGGAGGAGGUCCCGAAGGAAGUCAGUGUUAGCGGUGUUGAUGCAGUGCUCGCGAAGUUGUAG